GUGCAGAUCGGGACGUCGUCGGGUCACCGCGAGUGCGUCGCACUCGAGAAAGGGUUUAUUAUACAUAGUUAUCACGUGCCGCUACUGCUGCUGCUGCUGCUGAGGGGAGAAAAAAAAAAUCAAAUAAAAAGUAAAUAAUACGCGGGGUUGGUGUGCUGCACAGCUCGACCAAAAAAACAAAAAAAAUAGAAAGGAAAAUCAGGAUCGUAUACACAGGGACCUACCUACGGUGAUGUGCCGCAGGCGAUCGUCGUCCACGGCUGCCGCACAUCCAGAACGAGAUGAGCAAGAAAGGCGGCUACUAUUGCGCCUUUAAGAAUUGCCGCGGCCUGUCGAGGCGAGACAAGCGCAGCUUCUUUCGCUUUCCCAAAGACCCCGAGAGAUCCAAGCAGUGGGUCAGAGCCUGCAAUCGCAAUGACCUGCUGGAGAAGACGCCGAUCGAGCUGUUCAACAGCUACCGGGUGUGCGCCAAGCACUUCACCGACUCGAUGUUUCUCAACGAUCUGCGCAACCGACUGCAGCCCAACUCGGUGCCGACGCACUUCUCCCAGCAGCAGCCAACCGACCAGAUACAGCAGCAGCUCGUCGGCAAUAAUAACGAGACGACCAAUAGUCAGCAGCAGCAGCAAAUCGUUGUAGCUGGCACGACGGCGGCAACAACUCAGCUCGUUACCUGCAACACCGCCACUGCCAACAAUGACUUCGACAUCGUGGACGAGGCCCAGAUACAGCUGGCCGACUGCAGCCACGACUCCGUCGCCAAGAUUCUUAGCAAUUGCGUUUUCCAAAAAAUCUCGGCCGACGAGUUCUUCAAGGCGACCGGGAUCUGCAUCAAGGAGCCAUCCUCCUCCUCGGAACCCACCAACCACAAUAUCCGAGCCACGACGAACGACGACUCGACCGCGACGACGGUGGAGGAUUAUUUACGGAGCAGCAGCGGCAACGGCGACUGCAGCCUGUCCACCGCCGACCACGUGUACAGCUCGACGGCGGCGGCGGCCAAUUGCAACGAGCCACAAUUGACCAACAACGCGGUGGACAGCAGCAGCAGCUGCUACGGCAUCAAGGACAUCCUCGUCGAUCCGUCCUCGAGCAGCUUCUCCAUCGAGGGCCUGAGCUAUCAGGAUCUGAUGGGCUGCUCGUCGCUGCAGCCGCUCUCCUCGCUCAUCGCUCCCAUCGAGAUCUGCGGCAACGGCGACGACGACGACGAUCUGCGCGGCUUCUCCAUGAGCCGCGUGGUGGGCCUGGACGACGUCGAUCGGCUGCCCGACACCAUCCUCGAGGGCCAGGAGGACGACGACGAGGAGGUGGACGAGGACUCGUCCUCGGAGCUCAGCAAUUCCCUCGAGUCGUUUCAGCCGUCGUUGCAGACGAGCGUCGUGGUCGACGACGUGGAUGUCGUAGUCGCCGCGGCCUGCCUCGAGGCAGCGAGCACCGCCUCGUCGUCGUCCUCGAACGCCAGCCAAGGUAACAAAUCCACCGGAGAAGCCUGCACCCAAACCAACGCUUAUCACCUCUUACCUAGCGAUAAUAAUAAAUUAGACAAAGUUAGCCAAACCGAAAACGACGACGAUAAUGACGAUAAGAAGGAGCCGUCAUCGCCGAGCUUCCACGAGCCAAGGGGUAGUAGCAUCGUUAGCAGCAGGGACAGGGCCAACAAGAGGAAGCUCAAGCGCAUACUGCAGGUGAAGCGCUGCGAGAUCAAGAGCCUCAAGAGCAAGCUGCUCAAGCAGAAUCUGGUCGAGCUCAUGGAGCACGUCACCCUCGAGCAGUACAAGUCCCUGACGGAGCGCUUCUUCCCCAAGGAGACCUCGGACUUCAUCAAGACCCAGGCCCAGCUGUUCGACCAGGAGAAGAUCAGCCAGGACAAGCAGUACUCGCUCGAGUUCAAGAAGCAGUGUCUCGCCCUCUUUCUCACGGGCCCGAGGACCUACAAGAAUCUCCAGAAGAUCUUCUGCCUGCCCGCCGUGCACGAUCUCCAGACGCUUAAAUUUUGAUAUCGAUGACUCGAAACUAAUUAGGUAAUUAAUUGGUUCUUUUUUUUUUUGUUUUCUGUUUUUAAGCACGUUUAGUACAGCGCAUAACUAAUUAUGCGAAUCAUAGACGAGACAGAGAGAUAUUACACACGAUGCUUAUAUUGGUUGUUUUUUUUAGAGCGUAUGCGUACUCAUAAAGUAUGAAUUAUAACCAAAAGUUGCAUUGAUCAUUUGCCGUAGCUCGAUUCGAUACGUACAAUAUUAUAUACAAGAAACCUUUCCAUUCGAUAUACACUUAUUAUACAUACUUAAUAGUCGUUUUGAUUAACGAAGUAGUUUCGUAUUACCAAUCACACACGUUUUUUGUAGAGCAGAGCAGUUUAUCGAUAAACGACAUUUGCUAAUUUUAUUACAUACAAUAUAUACAUAGCUGAUUGUAACGAGCAUAUAAUUGAUAUAACGAGACCGUUUGUUAGUUGAAGAUUUCGAGAAAAAAUAAUACGUAUUACGUAAAAAAAUCGAUAUAUUGCGUAGGUUCAUAAGCCAUUUAAGCUGUGAUUUGUUCUUUUUAAGCAUAUUAUAUAUUAUAAAUAUAUACAAUUAUUAAAAAAAAAAGGUAAUUAUUA
Messenger RNA from Trichogramma pretiosum, 2602 nucleotides. RefSeq lists its product as uncharacterized. The transcript is spliced from 3 exons. Gene Ontology annotation, molecular function: sequence-specific DNA binding. The record is from RefSeq and is a predicted model, not a curated record. The coding region runs from base 282 to 1997 and encodes 571 amino acids. NCBI's taxonomy places the organism in Eukaryota, Metazoa, Arthropoda, Insecta, Hymenoptera, Trichogrammatidae.